Messenger RNA from Phytophthora nicotianae INRA-310, 1054 nucleotides. RefSeq lists its product as hypothetical. Gene Ontology annotation, biological process: regulation of alternative mRNA splicing, via spliceosome. The coding region runs from base 16 to 1035 and encodes 339 amino acids. The transcript has 2 exons. NCBI's taxonomy places the organism in Eukaryota, Oomycota, Peronosporomycetes, Peronosporales, Peronosporaceae. The record is from RefSeq and is a predicted model, not a curated record.
CCAUUUUGAGUUGUGAUGGCGUUCUCCAUGAAGAUAUCGACCGGCAAGAACAAGAAGAAGCCGCUCGCUGCGCCCUUUGCGUCUGGAACAAAGCAGUACGGGCUGGUUCUCCCGAAAAAGGAUGCAAAGAAGAAGGAAAUCUCGACAAGUUUCAAUGUAUUCGCAGCUGCAGCUGGAAGGAGCAGUAAGGAGAAGACAGAAGAGAGCGAAAAGGAUGCAAUACGUCGAGUCGGAGCUGAAGCAGCCCGCAGUCUGCAGCAGAGCCAAGUGGAUAAGGUGCGCGCCCAAGCUCUGGCUGAAGACGCCUCCGUCUUCGACUACGACGCAGUGUACGACGACAUGAAGAGCGCGCGGGAGACUGAAGCUGAGAAGCGCGCCGUUAAGAGAGAAGAGGAGAAGAAGAAGCCCAAAUACAUUAGCACAUUGCUGCAACAAGCAAAGAUCCGAGAGGUCGAGAACGAGCGCAUUCGCGAGCGCCGACUGCUCAAUGAGCGCAAGGCUGACGAUGCGCUGUACGGAGACAAAGAGAAGCUCGUUUCAGCCUCGUAUAAGAGAAAACUACAGGAAAUGCAGCGCUGGGAUGCAGAGGACGCGCGGCUUGCUGCCGUGGAGGAGCAAGAAGACGUCACUAAGCAGGGCGAGCAUGCAAUGGCAGGCUUUUACGCUAAUCUCAAUAAGAACAUCGCGAUGGGUGGCUCGACGGACAAUGCGCGAAGUGCGUACACAGCUAAAGAGGCACGAGAUGAUGCGACAACUAGCGAGGAACCGGCUAGAGCUGAGCGAGGACGCGAGCGUGAACUUGACAACCAUGAACGUGAAACAACAAACACUCCUGUUGACGAACCUGCGAACAAGAAAACGAGAAGCAACAAGCAACCAGACGAGGGUAGACGGUCUUCGCCAGAGCGCAAGGAGGUUAGUACCAAGGCCGAGCCACCGAAAGACCAGUGCGAAGAGGCGAAACCGAGCAAGGAGGACGCUAUCGCCGCUGCCAGGGCACGUUUCUUGGCUCGAAAAGCGCAACGGAAAACUUGAUAGAAAAAAUAUAAAAAAA